Laccaria bicolor S238N-H82 is the source of this 345-nucleotide messenger RNA. RefSeq lists its product as uncharacterized. The record is from RefSeq and is a predicted model, not a curated record. The transcript is spliced from 2 exons. Bases 1 to 345 code for a protein of 114 amino acids. Lineage: Eukaryota; Fungi; Basidiomycota; Agaricomycetes; Agaricales; Hydnangiaceae.
AUGUUUUCGCCGAUUGAGGACGAAAAGGUCGAUUUUCAGCAACCAACAAAGUCCUUCCUAGCCCUCAACCACCCAGUCGAGUCUGGUACUCCGUUCUUCGUGUACGCCAGUGCCUCUUCGGAACGCUCCGCCGCCUCCAAGGGUACACUUCCCAUCCGACCUACCAACCCAAACACGCUCCCACCAUGUCAACAUCACCUCAUCCCACAUCUGACAUAUGUACCACCAAACACACAUCAUGGCACUCGGACUCAAAAGGUGUACAACGUACCUCAACCCACUCGUUUCCCUCUGUAUGGAGCUCCACCUGCCCACUCUCUUUCGUGGGGACGCGACGCCAUAUGA